AUGUUUUACAACGAAUUAGAAGAAUUUUUAAACUCUUCACUUUAAUCUCAUUAGGUUCUCCAUAUUUAUCUGCCUGACAGUUAAAUUAGUGAUGAUGGUGUAUCAGACUUAGGUUCGGCUUUAGCAAAUUGCACUAAUCUCUCAAAUUUGGGACUUAAUCUUAGUUCCAAUAAAAUUGGUCAUAAAUGUGUAUCAAGCUUAGGUCCUGCUUUAGCAAAUUGCACUAAUCUCUCAAAUUUGGCACUUUAUCUUGAUUCCAAUUAAAUUAGUGAUGAAUGUGUAUCAAAUUUAGGCUCUGCUUUAGCAAAUUGUACUAAUCUCUCAAAUUUGACUCUUGAUCUUUAUAAGAAUUAAAUUUGCACAAUUAGUGUAUCAGGCUUAUGUUCUGUUUUAGCAAAUUUCACUAAUCUCUCAAAUUUGUCACUUAAUCUUAGUUUCAAUUAAAUUGGUAAAAUUUGUGUAUCAGGUUUAGGUUCUGCUUUAGCAAAUUGCACUAAUCUCUAAAAUUUGACACUUAAUCUCGGUUCCAAUUAAAUUGGUGAUGAAUGUGUAUCAGGCUUAGGUUCCGCUUUAGCAAAUUGCAAUAAUCUCUCAAAUUUUACACUUAAUCUUGGUUCCAAUUAAAUUGGUGCAAUUGGUGCCUCAAGCUUAGGUUUUGCAUUAGCAAAUUGUACUAAUCUCUCAAAUUUGACACUUUACCUUGAUGACAAUUAAAUUGCUAAUGAAAGCGUAUCAGACUUAGGUUCUGCUUUAGCACAUAGCACUAAUCUCUCAAAUUUGAUACUUAACUUUAGUGAUAACUAAAUUAGUGACUCAUAAAAAUUCAAACUAAAAAGCAAAUGUCUUAAAUCAAAAAGAUUAGUAAUCUUUGCAAUGUAUUUCUACUGA
Molecule: messenger RNA, 888 nt
Organism: Tetrahymena thermophila SB210
Lineage: Eukaryota; Ciliophora; Oligohymenophorea; Hymenostomatida; Tetrahymenidae
Exons: 11
Molecular function (GO): protein binding
Source: RefSeq, a predicted model, not a curated record